Messenger RNA from Selaginella moellendorffii, 2154 nucleotides. RefSeq lists its product as uncharacterized. Gene Ontology annotation, molecular function: protein binding. The transcript has 15 exons. The record is from RefSeq and is a predicted model, not a curated record. Bases 365 to 1999 code for a protein of 544 amino acids. Lineage: Eukaryota; Viridiplantae; Streptophyta; Lycopodiopsida; Selaginellales; Selaginellaceae.
GCCUCUUCUUGGCGGAGAACACGAAAGUCGCCGCGAUUCUUCCGAGGGGCGCUGUGGAUUGGGAGAAGAACAGGAAGAUCGAGAGCCUGGUAGCGCGGAGGAUAACGGAGAAGCUAAGGUAGAAGUAAGAGACGAUAUGGAUGAAGAACAGGAAGAACAGCGCGAGAACAAGGAAGAACACUGCAAGAACAAGAAGAACGUCCAAUGGAGCGAAGAGAUCGCGGUGGUUAGAGAAUACGAAGAGAGCGAUCGAGAGGACGAUGGUUGUGUUCGCGGCAGAGAAUGCAAAUGCGCGAUACAAUGAAGGAGAGGAGAAAAGAAAUUCUUGCCUUUAGCUUGUACAGUGUCCACUGGGAGGGAGGGAAUGGCGUCGAGGCGCCAAGAGCAGCGCGAUCGAUCGGCGGCCUCUCCCUCGGCGGCAGCGUCUCCAAGGGCUUCUUCUUCCGCGAUCGCGACCGCGACCGCGCCAUCGUCGCUGAGAGCUAGAUCAUCGACCGCAUCAUCCUCCAGGUCGCCGGCAUUCGAUUUUCGUGGCAUGAGAGAUUCUGCUCGCGAAAUCAGCUCGCGCGGGCAAAGAUUGCCUGCCAGGAAGGGAGAAACCGGAUCGAUCGCAAAGCUUCCACAGGACCUUCUUUGCAAGUGUUUCUUAAAGCUCGAUUCAAUCUUCCAGAUCAUAAACUGCGCAUUGGUUUGUAAGGCCUGGAGGGAUGCUUGUUCGCUCGAUGUGAUGUGGAGGAGUAUGUAUUUAAGGUGGCACGGUGAUUAUAGACUCGACAUCUCUCGGCAGCAAUCUCCUUUUCCACCAUCUGGAUUUGGGACCUGGCGAGAGAGCUUCAUCAGAGAUUUUCCUCGAGGACGAGUGAGGCUACUUGAGAGGACUAUCAAACAAUCCUUGGACGCUGGAUUUCUUCAACCUCUGGACGAAGUCCCGCACGUCUUAAACUUUACGCCUGGAAAGAGUAUCCAAACGCUAGCGCAAGAACUUCAGCUCACUUUUUAUUUGCGAAUCAACAACGGGCAACGAAUUCGAUUGACAAGAAAGCAGGCUGUCUUGUUCCCAGCUUCCACUGUCCUUCAUUGUCCAUUCAAAUAUUUGAAACGUGGGAUGAAGCUCUUCUCCCUUGCUUCGUUAGAGGUGCACAUAUCUUUGGAAAUUGUUUUUUUUUUUUUUGUUUUUUUUUUUGGUUCUCCUAACGACGCUCAGGUUAUCGUUUCGAGUGACAAGCUUUCUCAAUGUUGUCAAGUGGCUGCUAUUAUGACAAAGAAGCCAUCGCUUUGGGAAAGUGAUUAUUCUGCACCACCACUUAGGCUUGCAAUGCUUUCUUCUAAAGAUGUCGCUGGUGCAAUGAAUCUUACUGUGGGAACAUUAUUUGAGCAGGACAAUACCGAUGGAAAUGAAGAGGUACUAUUUAUCAAAGUUGGAAUACAUUUGGCACAAGUCAUUUUCAAACUCUUCAAGUUCCGGCUUGAAACCCAGCGAAUGCGACCAAAUCCAGAGCCUUCAAUCAAUUUUGGUUAUCACGUCAGCGUACAAUUGCACACUUUCGAUCAUCUCAUUUGGACACGAAACUUCCACGGGGUUUUGUGGGAUGAGCGCGAAUCGAUGGCACGGGAAAAUGUCGUUCUACCGCUCAUCUCAUCAUUCGAGGUAGUGCCAAAGAAACUGAGCUUGCCAUGGCGUAGUGAAGCCUUUUCUGGAACACUUGAACACUCGGCUAUGGCGGUCAUAACUUCGUGGGACGUAAGAAGGGAAGCCUUCUGGCAAAUUGUCAAGACGUUACACCUCAAGCUGGUCUCGGUUCCCUCCGUGGAGUAUGUGGAGCCAGGAUUCGAGGGGCCACAGUUCGAGGCUACUGUGGAGGACAAAUCCAAGGGAUUGUCUGCCACUAUCAAAUGCUCAUUGCCACUCGAGAAUUCGGUAGAGGUGUUUGCUAUCACCGAUUUGAGGCUUUCACUGAGCAAGAAAUUCGUGCGAGAAUGGUUUGGGGUCAACAUCUAGAAGCACACUUUCAUCCAAGAGGAAGAACACGAAAAUCUUAUUGCCAGAAGGAAGGAGGAGAGGAAAUCUUCUAUCGACGCGAGCAGAGCCUUUCAGCUGACAUCCACGUGGCAAUGGCGCGUAACCGCUAUUUGAAAUUUUAGGGUUUAUCAGCA